Messenger RNA from Cetraspora pellucida, 311 nucleotides. The record is from the annotation of a GenBank genome assembly. Lineage: Eukaryota; Fungi; Glomeromycota; Glomeromycetes; Diversisporales; Gigasporaceae.
AUAUUUGUAAUGGUAUUCGGCCAAAAACAUGCAAUUUUGUGCCUCAAACUUAUAAUGAUAUGCUAAGAAAAUGUUGGGAUCAAAAUCCUUUAGAACGACUGACUAUAGCUAUGAAAUCGACAUUCAAUGAAUAUGCAUCUAAACUUAAAGAAUAUGAAUUGAGGAAACAGGAUUUGAAAUUAAAUCAGGAAUUGCUCAAUUCGCAUAAUGCAACUAUAACAUAUAAUUUGAUGAGAUGGAAACAGAUAUUCCUAUUCAUCGGAAUGCAGUAUACAAAAGUCGCGCUAUUAGUAUUAGCAAUGGAUAUAUGA